AUGCUAUUAACCAUACAAGAAUUGGGCGUGUUCGAAGAUGGUCUUCCACUAUAUCGUCAAAUAAUAAUUAUAGUAACUAACCUGACGUCUAUGGUUGAGGUUACCAACCAUACAGGAAUUGGGAGCCAAAUAUUUGAUUUGAUGCCUAUGAACAUUAGGCCAAUCUAUUUUUCGUUGAUCAGAAAGGGAAUUUACAUUUCUCGUGGAAACGUUGACGAGAUCAACCGGCGAAAGAGUUCUGGGUUUUAUUUUGUGAGAGAGAAAUCCCAAUUUGACGAAGAGGAAGCUUUUGCUCCUCUUCAAAUCAUAUUCAUCGGAAUAAGAUCGCGCGUGGUGACGUUAGUAGGCCAAGUCAUCGAAAAAUCAGGCGCGAUGAGUGGCGGUGAUCAUAAAGUUUAA
Messenger RNA from Funneliformis caledonium, 399 nucleotides. Lineage: Eukaryota; Fungi; Glomeromycota; Glomeromycetes; Glomerales; Glomeraceae. The record is from the annotation of a GenBank genome assembly.